This is a messenger RNA of Salpingoeca rosetta, 3471 nucleotides long. RefSeq lists its product as uncharacterized. The record is from RefSeq and is a predicted model, not a curated record. Lineage: Eukaryota; Choanoflagellata; Craspedida; Salpingoecidae. The transcript is spliced from 6 exons. The coding region runs from base 1 to 3471 and encodes 1156 amino acids.
AUGGACGUGGUGCGCACGCCUCUGUCUGAGAGGAACAGAGAUGACAACUCCAACAACACCAGCGGCUCCGGCACCCCGAUGCAGGUGCUGCCAAAGGCAAAGUCAACUCAGGGCUUGAGGGCUUCCACAAGACAGCACAGCCUGAGCCCAAACAAGCGUCCUCACGUCCUGGGUGACAGCAGCAACCAGAUGCAGCAUACACCCACUCCAGCACAUCAACAGGUCUCCAUCACCCCUUCCCCAAAGCAACGGUCCCCGUUCAAGACCGCUUCCCCUCGAUCUCCGACUCUUGUGCAUCGACCACUUGUCCAGCGUGCGCGGUCUGUGCCGACGGGGCUGGGUCAGUCCCCACUCGCCAGCCAUGCCACUCCUACGCAGCGCAAUGCGGGCAUCCCCAUGUUCCACGCCAAGAACCACCACCACAACCACCACCACAAGCACCACCACCAUCAUAGCCCUUCUUUUCGCAAGAGCAGCAACAAUAGCAAUAGCAGCCCACUCGCAACACCGCGCACCCCACUCAGCGAGGAAGAGGAGGAAGAAGUGUUCUUCGGUUCCGUUAUCAGCUCCGUGGAGCAGCGGCGUGUGAAGAAACUCAACGGCAGACGCCGCACCCUCCUGCAAGUCUACCACCAGGGCGCCAAAGCUUCAGUCCCAGGCUCGCUUCUCAAAGCACAGCAGACACGAGCUGCGGAGAUUAUUCAGAAGAUGGUAUCGGCAAGUGCGACAAGCCAGGCUAGCCGCAGCCACCAAGAUCCAGCCAGCGGCCGCUUCUGUCAGCCUCGCAUGUUUGAAGUGCCCGGCACCGGCAAUGACAGUGACAACGAGGAGGAGGAGGAGGAGGAGGAGGAGGAGGAGGAGGAGAAACAGGAGCCUGUGGCCUUUCUUCAGGAAACCCUGUGUGCGCACGCGUUCACCGCAGCAGAUGUGCACGUCCUUCGCCCACAGCCAACGAAGCACACAGCUGUGCAGCAGCGCCAGCACCACCAGCAACAGCAGCAGCAUGACACAAUCGCACCCACCUCAGAGGUCGCUCAGGAUGGAAGCUCAAUUAAGUGCACGCGCGUGUGCGCCGUGUGGGCCACAAAGGCGGUGCUUCGGGAUUUCUCAGGCGUUCGCGUGACAAACUUGGACGACGCUACAUGCGAUGAGCACAGCACGACAGUGGCCAUGCAAGUGGACAGUGACACCGCUGACGAAGCAACCACAAGAGCUGCUACGAGUGCCGAUACUGCCCAAACUGCUGUUGCCGUUGCGACGACGACUACUGCCGCUGCCCUUGGCGGUGAUGCCUCGAAGCGAACGCCAACACUCGCACGAAAACGGCUCAACCCAACAUCGCCUUCGGCGUGCCUGCUGGACAACAGCAUUGCGUCGAACAGCACAUGGUUGACAUCAACAACAGAACCAAUGCAAGGCAGUGCUCGCCCCGCACUCAUCAGGAGAGCAAACACGUUCAACCUCCACACGCGCGCAGCACAGCCGGCGCGAAAGGCAGAGCGUCUGGAGACGGCACUCGUGUCGGAGGACACAGCACCAGCAGCUGCGACAACCACAGCGAAGGCGUCACCAUCAGCACCACCACCAACAACAGCAACAACAAUGCCGGACACACCUGUGACAUUGCCCAGCGCUUCCUCUGCUGCACCGGCCGCACCAGCAGCGACGCUGCCUCAGGGGUCGCUACUGCCACGCCCCGUGGCCAGCGCUUCUGCUCUUUCAGCUGCGUCCACGCUGGCCACAGCUGCCUCUGCGGAGCACGCGGGCGAUGCCAUGCUGGUGGCGAAGCGACAGCUUUUGCAGCGUAUUCGGUCAGAGCGCAAGCGCUUGGAGACAGAAUUGCUUGCAUGCACAUCGACACCGGCAACACCAACAGCCACUCCGACGACCACCAGCACCAACAACGACGAUAUCAACAGCAACAGCAACAGCAACAACAACAGCAGCAGCAACAGCAACCACAGUAGUGUUGAUGACAUCCAAGUCAACAAACGUGUGUUUGGGCAGCCGAUGAGCGUUGAUGAAAGCUUCGACGGCGUUCCGUCCAGCACCAGCACAAGCAGCGACGGGCGGACGCUGUCGCUGAACCGAAUGCUGCAGCGUGGACGAAUCAACCUGCUAGCAACACUGCAGCCAGCUGUGGAUACGGCGCAACAGCGCGUCGACACGAACACAGGCGACAACAACAGCCAAAGCCACGGCAACAACCAGCGUCAAUCCAUCGAAGCCGCCACCACGGCUGACAACACCAACAACAACGACAACCUGGCAGUGAACAUCAGCGUGAGCGUCGAUGACGACAGUGGCGUGAUGUCCAAGGAUGGUGCAUGCGAGACGGUGUCCCCCACACCCAUUGCGAGUGUGCGGUUUAUUCCCUCGUCGCCACUCCCGCUGAAACCUGUGGCUGAUGACUGCAACAAGGAAAACGUCGCCCCAAGCAACAACCAGGCGAGCCACAGCAGCGGCAAUCUCAGGGAUGCCAUCCCCAACAGCGGCUCAGCCGCGGACACCGCCACCACCACGGUCACCACCACCACAACAAGCAAGCAGCCUGUCUCUGUUGACGGUGCCUCUGAGACACCCGCACCUUGCAUCAUCUCUGCGGCGCCAACGCUGCUUCGACGACCACGUGCACUCCGUGGGUCCCUGGUGCGGCCGUCCGCUCGUCGCCCCUCGCGCGGCAACAGCACCCGGCGGCUUGGUCCCGCUGCGCCAAGCACGCUGUCAUCAUUUGCGUCAACAGCGACAUCAGCUUCAGCAGCAGCAGGAACAGAACAGCACCAGGCGCGCAAGCCGCUGUUGCUGCGAGGUGGACUGCUUGCACGCAGUGACGGCAGUGGGAAGCAGCAACGCCAGUUGCUUCUCGGCAAGUUGUCAACAGCUUCAGGCUCUUCCCUGAACAACGCGACGACGGAAAGAACACCAACAAGCACACCAGCAGCUACGUCAGGUACCACACCGAGUGAGGGCGGUACGCCUGCGCCAACCACUGGCACAUCAACACCGCAUCCUCACCGCACGCUCCGUUCCACGGCGCUGGACUCCAAGGACAACGACAUUCGCUUUGUCACAAAGCUCAACACAAUGCGCAACAGCAAGUACGCCGUUGUCAAGUUUGUGCUGCCAGACCCCCACGACUUUCAGGCACAAGAAGAGUUUCUCAGACAGGUUGACGCGAAGGAGAGCACAGACGAGAGUGGCGUUGACUACACGCGCAUCCGCUGGCACGAGCACUUGGAAACCACGGAGAAGAGCACUUGCCCGCACAAUACGACGCCCACAAACAUGCGCUCACUGCUGAAGCAACGCGGGGACAACAGCCCCUUCCCAUAUGGCGAGGACCUGGAGACGGUGGAGAUUAAGGUGCUGCCGCGCAUCCGCCCUGCCCGCCGUGGCUCAGGUGUCACGCGCAGGCGAGAUGCAGCAGGCCUCCCCGGCGAUGAUGACGCCUCUGACGCCGCGUGGGUGUGA